This is a messenger RNA of Acytostelium subglobosum LB1, 3063 nucleotides long. RefSeq lists its product as hypothetical. The transcript is spliced from 9 exons. Bases 1 to 3063 code for a protein of 1020 amino acids. NCBI's taxonomy places the organism in Eukaryota, Evosea, Eumycetozoa, Acytosteliales, Acytosteliaceae. The record is from RefSeq and is a predicted model, not a curated record.
AUGUCAAAUCUUCAACGAUCAGGUGUCAUCACCUUUACACUUGUAGUGUUGUUGGUGGCUUUGAUUGGCACUACAUCUGCAAUUUCCGAUUCACAAUGGACUGUGCUCAAUUCAUUCGCCAGUAAUCUUGGAUUUAAAUGGCCGUCGAAGGACUGUAACGUGUAUGGAGUGUACACUGUUAGCAGCAGAUCCUAUAACCUAAACUCCUACAUUGGUUGUGACAAUAGUCAGAACCUUAUUAACCUUACAUUGGAGGCUGCGCCAGCAUCUAAUAAACUAUGUCGUCCAUUGAGUGGAAACGCCAUCCUGGAUAGUGACAACUGGAGUACCAUCGACAACCUGAAGACACUUAACUUGAUCAAUGUUGAUCUCUCGUCCUCAGGAGGUAUUCCAAGCAAGUUAUAUGAUUCAGAGAUGGGCUCCUUGUACACACUAUCCAUCACUGGUAUUUGCAAGGCCAACUUCAAUGGAGGUGUAUUCACAGAGAGACUUGACAAUCUCUAUGUUGAGAAUGCCUUGGGUACCUUCCCCAACCUCACAGCCGCCACCAAUCUAUAUAAUUUUGCACUUACUCAGAGUCCAAGUGACACACUGAAGUUUAUUUUGUCCCCAUCGUUAUUCACAAGUUCAAUGACAACAUUUAAGUUGAUCCUUACCUCUCAACCAUCCACAAUCGUCUUGCCAGGAUCCAUCCUCAAUGCUCAAAACCUCAUUAACAAGUCUACAAAGCUAACCUCAUUUAUAAUCAACUCUCCUGGCUUCUCAACCAACUUCAACUCAUUCUUCACAUCGGUUCCAAACACUUUGACAUUCUUGUCAAUGAGUGGACUUACACUCUCGGACCAAACUACAUUGCCAGAUGUCCCACCUGCUAAAUGGUCCAACCUCAAGGGUUUGGCCUUGGAGCGUCUAGGACUCACCGGCACACUCAACAACAACUACUUCCUCAUGUCAAACCUCACCUCAUUGUCAUUGAUGCAUAAUCCAGCGUUGGCCAUGACCAUCCCCACUCAGUUUGGUUCAUCGUCCAACAUCAAAUCGCUCUACCUCUCUGACACCAACAUCAGUGGACAACUCCAAGAGAACAUCCUCGACAAUGGACUCACCACACUCUAUCUGACCACUGUCAAUGGACUCAAGAACACCUUGCUCCCCACAGCAUUCCUCUGUCUCCCACCAUCAUACUUCACCGGUCUCACCAUCCCCGCCUACAUCUUUGACAAUGUCACCUUUACCAACUACCAAGGACCAGAUACCCCAAGGAGUUGUGAACCAUCGAUCACCUUCAUCUCCAACCCAAUCAGCAGCAACUUGACAUUCUUUACCGUUGUUGGUAUUAACUUUGGUGACAAGCCAAACAUUAAAAUGGUCUCUGGAAAUGAUCAGUACAUUGUCAACAACAACAAUGUGAAUGCCUCUGCAUUGCUAUGUAUCACUCCAGUGUUCUUGCAGGGUGCCGGUACUCUCUACCUCACCCAGACAUACGGCGCACUCAAGACUGCCACCAUCCCCUACAGCUUCAUGAUCCCCUCCAUCACAUCGAUCUCCUCGCCACCCACCCUUGGAGGCUUUGUAACGCUCACUGGCUAUGACCUACUGCCAUUCACUCAGCCAAAUGCUAUUGGCACCUAUGUGAUGAUUGGUAACACCCCAUGCACCAACCUUACCUCGGUCGACGUGUUCAAACAGAUGUCUUGUUUGGUUCCACCAGGCAUCACAUCCAAUGUCCAGGUGCUAGUGUCGAUCAAGGGUCUGUCCAGCGACCCCUCAACCACACCAAACUUCUUCUACCGCGCGCCCACCGUCCAGACUGCCAACGCCAUGUCUCCAGACAAGGAGAACGCCAUGACCAUCACAGGUUCCGACUUUUGGACCGACAUCAAUGCUGUCAAUGUUACCGUGCAGCUGGGUGCUCAGCUGAUUCAGUGCAACGUCACAUACGUCAAUCACUCAAUCAUCUACUGCACAUUCCCUUCUGUUGGCUUUGUCGCUGGCACUCAUAACAUCCAAGUAGCCGUGGCCGAUCAACCAUCAUUCCCCAACAGCUUGUUCUCAUUCGUCGACAUCCAGUUGUGUCCAGACUCAUGCGGUGGCUCGGCAAAGGGCGAGUGCAACGUCGGUUUCGGUCUGUGCAACUGCAAGAAUGUUGCCGGACCAUCAUGCUCUGAGGGCGCCAUCCCAUCCACCCUCCAGGUCAACACUACAGCCCCUGUUUUGUCGAUCUCCUCGCCAGACUCUACCACCACACUCAACGCCUACCUCGUUUCCGUUUAUGAGAAUGGCGCUGAGACCAAGAUUGCCAACUGGCAACAAGCAUCCCUGCCCGCAACACGUGCCAACUCAUUCACAUGGACUUCUGGAAGCCGACAGAUCGUCGUCAUCAUUCGUCCAAACAAUGCCAGCACACCAGCCGACCUUGUUGGUCCAGGUGCCCUGCUCAACGUCUUUGACAACACAUUCACAUACCAAGUGUCCUACCAAUCAAAGGGCGACAGCUACAAUGAUGUUGGCUUCAAGUUCCAGUUUGAUGUCUUCCCCACCGAGUGCAGCGCCCCACCCAUCCACGUUGCCUAUCCAGCACAGGGACUCAACACGUCAGUUCACUGGCUCACUUUGACCAAGUUCAACACAUCAUGGUUCGCUCGUCUGCCACAGGUAGCCAGCAUCAACGGCAAUGGAGGUUCGAUCUCAAGCACACUUGGAGUUCGCGACGGCACCACCACCAACAUAGUUGCCGACGUCAACAACUACAAAGAACCAAUCAGCAGCGUGAACUUUGAGUUUGACUUUAGCGCAUUGACGGCGUCGGGUUCGGCCGGACGUGUUCCAGUCACCACCAACUGUCCAUCCAAUCAACCGGGCGACAACAGCAGUGGCGACAAGGGCGGUCGUGGAGGUGGCACUGACAACAAGUGGAAGGUCACCGUUGGAGUUGUAGUUGCUGUCGUUGGCACAGCCAUCAUAGCUGCCGGUGGAUUCUUCAUUUGGAGACAACAUCGCAACCUUGAGCAAACCAAGAGUCUUUUGGACAAGAAGUUGAAGGAGAUCAAUGCCAACCUUUAA